AGUUAGCCAAUGUAAGACGUAACACUCUGAACAAACAGGGGAGAAAUUAAAGUUCACUUUGUAUCAGAUGAGUAUGCACGGAGCACUACCACAGUUCUUCCCAGCCAUGGUUGCCCUUUUUUUUUUCCUUCUGCUGGACUUCAACUCUGUUACAGGUCAAAGCAGUCCCCUGAAUAAGUAUCAGUGUUCAAAGGGGGUGCAGUUAAUGUAUCGAUCCCACGAAGUACAUACAGUGAGGACUCAAGCUGCGACAAAUCGUGUGGACUGUGCAAGUCUUUGCUCUGCACUGUCAGACUGCAGAGCCUUCAACUUCAACUGGCAAGCUCAAAGUUGUCAACUGUUGGCAUGGACAGAGCAUUCAGCAAACACAGAUACACAACAAAAUGCUUACAAUAAUCUCUGCCAGAAGAAAGAUUACAUUCGGAACUGCUUUGUAGGAAAAGGAGAAAAUUAUCGUGGAACUAAGUCUGUGACCAAAUCUGGGAUUACUUGUCAGCACUGGAAAUCUAAAUUUCCUCAGGAUCACAGACACUCCAUGACACCUACAAAUGGGCUGGAGGAAAACUACUGCCGGAACCCAGAUGGAGAUGAGAUCGGACCUUGGUGUUACACCAUCAAGGAAAAUAUCCGGCAUGAAGAUUGUGGAAUCAAGAAAUGUGAUGUAGAUGUCUGUGUCACUUGCAAUGGUGAGGACUACAGAGGUUUUGUAGACUACACAAAAUCAGGGAGAGAAUGCCAACGCUGGGACCUGCAGUCACCACACAAGCAUCAUUACCAGCCUGAAAAGUAUCCAGAUAAAGGCUUGAAUGAUAAUUACUGCCGGAAUCCUGAUGGUUCUGUCCAUCCCUGGUGUUACACAACAGACCCAAAUGUGGAGCGUGAGCACUGCAAUAUCCAGAAAUGUACAGAAAAGCACAGGCUCCGGAAUGUGGAGUUUACCACUAAGUGUUUCAAGAAACACGGUGUCGGGUACAGAGGGACUGUGAACACCACAACCUCAGGAAUUCCAUGUCAGCGCUGGGAUUCACAGACUCCACACAACCACAACUUCCUUCCGGAAAACUAUGAGUGCAAAGGACUAGAGGAAAAUUACUGCAGAAAUCCUGAUGGAUCAGAGGCACCUUGGUGUUUUACAACCCUUCCAGCAAUGAGAGUAGCUUUCUGUCUGCAGAUCAAACGUUGCCCAGAAGAUAUUGAAGCAGAAGAUUGUUACCAUGGAAACGGGAAAUCGUACAAUGGAAAAGUUGCCAAAACACGCAAGGGAAUCACGUGUCAGAAAUGGACAGACGAAACUCCUCAUAAAUCAGAAUUCAAUCCAAAGGCUUACCCUGAAGCUGAUCUCCAGGAGAACUACUGUCGAAAUCCUGAUGGUGACAGUCAUGGUCCCUGGUGUUACACUAUGGAUCCCAACACCAAAUUUGAUUAUUGUGCCAUCAAACCAUGUGCAGGAGAUCUCAAGCCCUCCAUUAUAGAAAAUCCAGAGAAGAUUGAAUUUGAUGAGUGUGGGAAGAGGUCUGAUCGCAUGGACAACAGAGCUCGAAUAGUUGGAGGAAUUCCAGGGAACUCUCCCUGGACUAUUAGCUUACGUAACAGGGAUGGAAUACAUUUUUGUGGGGGCUCUCUUGUCGACGUUAAUUGGAUUAUUAGCACCAGGCAAUGCUUUACAUCAUGUGACUUGGAUCCUCAAGGAUAUGAGGCCUGGAUGGGCACUUUGUUUAUAAAGCCACAAGCCAAUGAUCCACAGAAGCAGGCCAUUCCAAUUAGUAAGAUUUUCUGUGGCCCAGCAGAGUCCUAUCUGGUGAUGCUAAAACUUGCACGUCCUGCAGAGUUGAACAGCAGGGUGGCUUUGAUCUGUCUACCACCGGAGAAGUAUAUUGUGCCUGAAGGAACUUCAUGUGAAAUUGCUGGAUGGGGAGACACCAGAGGUACUGGUUAUGAGAAUCAGCUAAAGGUAGCCAAAUUGACAGUACUUAGUAACAAGGAUUGCAAACGUGUGAAGGAGAAUGAGAUGUGCACACAGCCGCUUCACGCACCAACAGGUGCAUGUGAGGGAGAUUAUGGUGGUCCUCUUGCAUGUUUUACUCAUGACUGUUGGGUGCUGGAAGGUGUCAUCAUCCCAUCCAGAGGCUGUGGCAAAGCAAACCAACCUGGCAUGUACAUUCGUGUCUCCAUGUAUGUCGAUUGGAUCCAGAAAGUAAUGAAGAUGAAUUAAAUAUGAUUCCUAUUCACAGUAUGUUUUAAAGGACUACAGUGUUUAUCAGGCAAUGCUGUACACCCCACCCACUAAGGAUUUUUAAAGUUACAUAAUCCUUAACUCCUAACAGCCUGUGAUGUAUUUUGUUAUCUCUCACAAGUUCUGACUUCAUGGGUGCAGUUAUGGAAACUUGUAACACUGUUUGAUUUUAACAGCAUUUUAUACACACACUUUCCUUUUAUACUAGGUUAAAGUGUUUCUAAUGUUCUUUGGGCUGACUUGUAGGUACAACAAAUUGUUACAUAACCAAAAGAGUCCUUGAUUUUGACACAUUAUGAAAGAGUCUUUGAUUCUGAGCUAUGCCUCACAUAUUGAUUGGAUUACAUAAAAGAGCUAUACAGCACAGCGGGAAAAGUUAUUUUUCUAUGUGAGAAGGUUAUAUCUUCUCACCGUAUAAGCCACUGCCUCCCUUAGAAAUGUAAGUGAAAACACCACAGACGGAAGCAACACAUUUGGCUCAUUACAGCAUGGAUGGGACUUGUGAUAAAGUAGCAAAUGUAUGAAGUUUCUCUGGUCUAGUUGGUAUUUAGACAGAGUUUCAUUUGAAGUGUUAAGUAAACUGUAAACAGUCAGGUGUGUAA
This is a messenger RNA of Protopterus annectens (West African lungfish), 2835 nucleotides long. It is a transcript of the gene MST1, whose product is annotated as macrophage stimulating 1. The record is from RefSeq and is a predicted model, not a curated record. Gene Ontology annotation, molecular function: serine-type endopeptidase activity; receptor tyrosine kinase binding. Bases 68 to 2212 code for a protein of 714 amino acids. Gene Ontology annotation, biological process: proteolysis; regulation of receptor signaling pathway via JAK-STAT. The transcript is spliced from 18 exons. NCBI's taxonomy places the organism in Eukaryota, Metazoa, Chordata, Ceratodontiformes, Protopteridae.